Colletotrichum truncatum is the source of this 1206-nucleotide messenger RNA. RefSeq lists its product as uncharacterized. The record is from RefSeq and is a predicted model, not a curated record. Lineage: Eukaryota; Fungi; Ascomycota; Sordariomycetes; Glomerellales; Glomerellaceae.
AUGCCUCCAAAAAGACGCUCUGAUGCAAACGAGACCGCUGAGUCUUCAAAGAAGACCAAGACUGCCUCGGCGGCCUCCACCAACCCUUCUAAUGAGACUCGUUGGUCCACCAAGGAUGAUCGCUGGUCGGCCGUGUCCAACUCGCGCAAUGCAGAUGCGGACUACAAGAUUGCCAUGGCGGACCCUGAAUUUGCUUUCACUUAUGUCUGCAGAUGUCCUUUUGGAACCAAGCACGCUUCCCAAGUUGAUGAUGAUGAUGAUGAUGAAGACGAUGAUGAGAAUGAGGGUGACAAGGGCACAUCCAAACCCAAGUGUGAUGGCGGCAAGACUUGUCUCUGCAACAAGCUCGCAGCGGACCACCCCGAUGCUCCCUAUGUCGUCACCCGCGCCGGCUACCGCAAGUUGAUGAACCAACAAACCAACUGCCAGGUCCGCGACCCGGACACCUUCGGCAUGUAUACCUUCAAUGACCACAUGGCCUACGGCAUCCUCCAAGUAAUUCAGAACUUGAUUCUUGACUUUGAGGAGGCCAAUAAGAACUGGAGGGAGCAAUGGGUCGUCUGUGAAGCUCUGUCCCCUUUCAUCUGGUACCUUUCCGGGUCAGAAUUUACCAUGAUUGAUGAUGCCGAAACCGCUGACAAGACAGCCAAACUCAUUGGCACCAUUUUCCUCUCCAUGCUCGCCCGCCUUGAACGCGAGGACAUGUUGAAGCCAGACUCAGAGGUCAAGGACCUUGGCAUUGUCAUGGCCGGUUUCAUCAAGAUCGCUAAGGUGUUCCGCGACAGCGACCUCAUGGAGGACGACACCAAGACGCGCAAGUCAAAGAAGCGACCUUUCCCAUUCGUGCCAUCCAAAUUUGACGAAUACAUCGCCGCUUACGCCAAGAAGUAUAACAUUAAGCUUGCCGGCGUUCCGGACAUUGACAAUCUUGUCAAGGACCUUAAUGAUGAGGUCGAGCUGCCCACGGCUAAGGAUCAUGGUGAUGAUCCGUGGGGCCUGGAGGCUGCGCUUGAGGAAUAUAAAUCUGAGUGCAACUGCUGCGGCUUCUUUGUUCAGAGCAAGCGUUCGGAGAUUGGCGGAGACUCACUGGACCUCACGUCCUGGACGUCUGCGCAGCGUAAGAAAGCUGCGUUUGACAAGAAGGAGCCGUUGCCCAAGGAAAUACUGAAAGGCCUGAAAGACGGCCUGGUUAUUGGGCUCGGCUAA